Molecule: messenger RNA, 27030 nt
Organism: Coregonus sp. 'balchen'
Lineage: Eukaryota; Metazoa; Chordata; Actinopteri; Salmoniformes; Salmonidae
Source: the annotation of a GenBank genome assembly
AUGAAGGGGACAGACAGCUACUCCAACUCACCAUGGCAACAGGAAGGCAGCAGCGACUCCGACCCCGGCAGCGAACGACACGAUGUAGGUAAUUAUGAGAUUCUUCUCCACACACACCACCAGGAUCACAAAGGGGAUCACAGACUGCAGAGAGGACAGAAACCCCUUAUUAUAACACCACCAGGAUCACGAAGGGGAUCACAGACUGCAGAGAGGACAGAACCCCCUUAUUAUAACACCACCAGGAUCACGAAGGGGAUCGCAGACUGCAGAGAGGACAGAAACCCCUUAUUAUAACACCACCAGGAUCACAAAGGGGAUCACAGACUGCAGAGAGGACAUAAACCCCUUAUUAUAACACCACCAGGAUCAUGAAGGGGAUCACAGACUGCAGAGAGGACAGAACCCCCUUAUUAUAACACCACCAGGAUCACGAAGGGGAUCACAGACUGCAGAGAGGACAGAACCCCCUUAUUAUAACACCACCAGGAUCAUGAAGGGGAUCACAGACUGCAGAGAGGACAGAACCCCCUUAUUAUAACACCACCAGGAUCACAAAGGGGAUCACAGACUGCAGAGAGGACAGAACCCCCUAAUUAUAACACCACCAGGAUCACGAAGGGGAUCACAGACUGCAGAGAGGACAGAACCCCCUUAUUAUAACACCACCAGGAUCACGAAGGGGAUCACAGACUGCAGAGAGGACAGAACCCCCUUAUUAUAACACCACCAGGAUCAUGAAGGGAUCACAGACUGCAGAGAGGACAGAACCCCCUUAUUAUAACACCACCAGGAUCACGAAGGGGAUCACAGACUGCAGAGAGGACAGAACCCCCCUUAUUAUAACACCACCAGGAUCACGAAGGGGAUCACAGACUGCAGAGAGGACAGAACCCCCUUAUUAUAACAUCACCAGGAUCAUGAAGGGGAUCACAGACUGCAGAGAGGACAGAACCCCCUUAUUAUAACACCACCAGGAUCACGAAGGGGAUCAGAGACUGCAGAGAGGACAGAACCCCCUUAUUAUAACACCACCAGGAUCAUGAAGGGGAUCACAGACUGCAGAGAGGACAGAACCCCCUUAUUAAACACCACCAGGAUCAUAAAGGGGAUCACAGACUGCAGAGAGGAGAGAAACCCCUUAUUAUAACACCACCAGGAUCAUGAAGGGGAUCACAGACUGCAGAGAGGACAGAACCCCCUUAUUAUAACACCACCAGGAUCACAAAGGGGAUCACAGACUGCAGAGGACAGAACCCCCUAAUUAUAACACCACCAGGAUCAUGAAGGGGAUCACAGACUGCAGAGAGGACAGAACCCCCUUAUUAUAACAUCACCAGGAUCAUGAAGGGGAUCACAGACUGCAGAGAGGAGAGAACCCCCUUAUUAUAACAUCACCAGGAUCAUGAAGGGGAUCACAGACUGCAGAGAGGAGAGAAACCCCUUAUUAUAACACCACCAGGAUCAUGAAGGGGAUCACAGACUGCAGAGAGGACAGAACCCCCUUAUUAUAACACCACCAGGAUCACAAAGGGGAUCACAGACUGCAGAGGACAGAACCCCCUAAUUAUAACACCACCAGGAUCAUGAAGGGGAUCACAGACUGCAGAGAGGACAGAACCCCCUUAUUAUAACACCACCAGGAUCAUGAAGGGGAUCACAGACUGCAGAGAGGAGAGAAACCCCUUAUUAUAACACCACCAGGAUCAUGAAGGGAUCACAGACUGCAGAGAGGACAGAACCCCCUUAUUAUAACACCACCAGGAUCACAAAGGGGAUCACAGACUGCAGAGGACAGAACCCCCUAAUUAUAACACCACCAGGAUCAUGAAGGGGAUCACAGACUGCAGAGAGGACAGAACCCCCUUAUUAUAACACCACCAGGAUCACAAAGGGGAUCACAGACUGCAGAGGACAGAACCCCCUAAUUAUAACACCACCAGGAUCAUGAAGGGGAUCACAGACUGCAGAGAGGACAGAACCCCCUUAUUAUAACACCACCAGGAUCAUGAAGGGGAUCACAGACUGCAGAGAGGAGAGAAACCCCUUAUUAUAACACCACCAGGAUCAUGAAGGGGAUCACAGACUGCAGAGAGGACAGAACCCCCUUAUUAUAACACCACCAGGAUCACAAAGGGGAUCACAGACUGCAGAGGACAGAACCCCCUAAUUAUAACACCACCAGGAUCAUGAAGGGGAUCACAGACUGCAGAGAGGACAGAACCCCCUUAUUAUAACAUCACCAGGAUCAUGAAGGGGAUCACAGACUGCAGAGAGGAGAGAACCCCCUUAUUAUAACACCACCAGGAUCAUGAAGGGGAUCACAGACUGCAGAGAGGAGAGAACCCCCUUAUUAUAACACCACCAGGAUCAUGAAGGGGAUCACAGACUGCAGAGAGGAGAGAAACCACUCAUCACCAAUUAUGUACACAGAGUAUCCAUCACAUUAAGGACACCUGCUCUUUCCGUGACCAGGUGACUGACCAGGUGACUGACCAGGUGACUGACCAGGUGACUGUCCAGGUGACUGACCAGGUGACUGACCAGGUGACUGACCAGGUGACUGACCAUGUGACUGACCAGGUGACUGACCAGGUGACUGACCAGGUGACUGACCAGGUGAAAGCUAUGAUCCCUUCUUGAUGUCACCUGUUAAAUCCACUUAAAAUCAGUGUAGAUGAAUGGGAGGAGACCGGUUAAAGAAGGAUUUUUAAACCUCGAGACAAUUGAGACAUGGAUUGUGUAUGUGUGCCAUUCAGAAGGUGAAUGGGCAAGACAAAAUAUUUAAGUGCAUUUGAUCGGGGUAUGGCAGUAGGUGCCAGGCGCACCGGUUUGAGUGUGUCAAGACCUGCAACUCUACUGGGUUUUUCCACGCUCAACAGUUUCCUGUGUGUAUCAAGAAUGGUCCACCACCCAAAGGACAUCCAGCCAACUUGACACAACUGUGGAAAGCAUUGGAGUCAACAUGGGCCGGCAUCCCUGUGGAACGAUUUCGACACCUUGUAGAGUCCAUGCCCCGAUGAAUUGAGGAUGUUCUGAGGGCAAAGGGGGUGCUACUCAAUAUGAGGAAUGUGUUCCUAAUGUUUUGUACACUCAGUGUCUAUAAACCCUGGGUUGCUGAUGCUAUGUAUAGGCCAUUGAGAGGCUUUGAAGCCACAGGUCGGCCAUAUUCCCCAGUAGGAGCAGUCCUCCAUAGGAAUGAAUACAUUUCUAUAGCUUCCAAAAUAUUUUUUACAAUGGUGGGGGAUGGAGGUACGGUGAUUUCAAAACAGCACCCGCUAUCAGUCAUCUAGUGUAUAAAUAAAAUCAGUGGUAGUAACCCGUUACAUGUACCUAAGUCAAUUUUUGUAGGAACUAGUACUGUUCCAGUUACUCUCUGUGGGCCGUACUGUCUGGAGGAACUAGUACUGUUCUAGUUACUCUCUGUGGGCUCUACUGUCUGGAGGAACUAGUACUGUUCUAGUUACUCUCUGUGGGCUGUAUUGUCUGGAGGAACUAGUACUGUUCUAGUUACUCUCUGUGGGCUGUACUGUCUGGAGGAACUAGUACUGUUCUAGUUACUCUCUGUGGGCUGUACUGUCUGGAGGAACUAGUACUGUUUCUAGUUACUCUCUGUGGGCUGUACUGUCUGGAGGAACUAGUACUGUUCUAGUUACUCUCUGUGGGCUGUACUGUCUGGAGGAACUAGUACUGUUCUAGUUACUCUCUGUGGGCUGUACUGUCUGGAGGAACUAGUACUGUUCUAGUUACUCUCUGUGGGCUGUACUGUCUGGAGGAACUAGUACUGUUCUAGUUACUCUCUGUGGGCUGUACUGUCUGGAGGAACUAGUACUGUUCUAGUUACUCUCUGUGGGCUGUACUGUCUGGAGGAACUAGUACUUGUUCUAGUUACUCUCUGUGGGCUGUUACUGUCUGGAGGAACUAGUACUGUUCUAGUUACUCUCUGUGGGCUGUACUGGUCUGGAGGAACUAGUACUGUUCUAGUUACUCUCUGGGGGCUGUACUGUCGGAGGAACUAGUACUGUUCUAGUUACUCUCUGUGGGCUGUACUGUCUGGAGGAACUAGUACUGUUUAGUUACUCUCUGUGGGCUUACUGUCUGGAGGAAACUAGUACUGUUCUAGUUACUCUCUGUGGGCUGUACUGUCUGGAGGAAACUAGUACUGUUCUAGUUACUCUCUGUGGGCUGUACUGUCUGGAGGAACUAGUACUGUUCUAGUUACUCUCUGUGGGCUGUACUGUCUGGAGGAACUAGUACUGUUUCUAGUUACUCUCUGUGGGCUGUACUGUCUGGAGGAACUAGUACGGUUCUAGUUACUCUCUGUGGGCCUUGUGUUUACUGUUCUGGAGGAAACUAGUACUGUUCUAGUUACUCUCUGUGGGGCCGUACUGUCAGGAGGAACUAGUACUGUUCUAGUUACUCUCUGUGGGCUGUACUGUCUGGAGGAACUAGUACUGUUCUAGUUACUCUCUGUGGGCUGUACUGUCUGGAGGAAACUAGUACUGUUCUAGUUACUCUCUGUGGGGCCGUACUGUCGGAGGACUAGUACUUUCUAGUUACUCUCUGUGGGCUGUACUGUCUGGAGAACUAGUACUGUUCUAGUUACUCUCUGUGGGCUUGUACUGUCUGGAGGAACUAGUACUGUUCUAGUUACUCUCUGUGGGCUGUACUGUCUGGAGGAACUAGUACUGUUCUAGUUACUCUCUGUGGGCUGUACGGUCUGGAGGAACUAGUACUGUGUCUAGUUACUCUCUGUGGGCCGUACUGUCAGGAGGAACUAGUACUGUUCUAGUUACUCUCUGUGGGCCUGUACUGUCUGGAGGAACUAGUACUGUUCUAGUUACUCUCUGUGGGCUGUACUGUCUGGAGGAACUAGUACUGUUUCUAGUUACUCUCUGUUGGGCCGUACUGUCAGGAGGAACUAGUACUGUUCUAGUUACUCUCUGUGGGCUGUACUGUCUGGAGGAACUAGUACUGUUCUAGUUACUCUCUGUGGGCUGUACUGUCUGGAGGAACUAGUACUGUUCUAGUUACUCUCUGUGGGCUGUACUGUCUGGAGGAACUAGUACUGUUCUAGUUACUCUCUGUGGGCCGUACUGUCUGGAGGAACUAGUACUGUUCUAGUUACUCUCUGUGGGCUGUACUGUCUGGAGGAACUAGUACUGUUCUAGUUACUCUCUGUGGGCCGUACUGUCUGGAGGAACUAGUACUGUUCUAGUUACUCUCUGUGGGCCGUACUGUCUGGAGGAACUAGUACUGUUCUAGUUACUCUCUGUGGGCCGUACUGUCUGGAGGAACUAGUACUGUUCUAGUUACUCUCUGUGGGCUGUACUGUCUGGAGGAACUAGCCUCAGAAAUUACAGCCCAAAUAAAUGCUUCACAUAGUUCAAGUAAAAGACACCUCUCAACAUCAACUGUUCAGAGGAGACUGUGUGAAUCAGGCCUUCAUGGUCGAAUUGCUGCACAGAAACCACUACUAAAAAGACACCAAUAAGAAGAAGAGACUUGCUUGGGCCAAGAAACACGAGCAAUGGACAUUAGACCGGUGGAAAUGUGUCCUUUGGUCUGGAGUCCAAAUUUGAGAUUUUUGGUACAAACGCCGUGGCUUUGCGAGACGUGGUGUGGAUGAACGGAUGAUCUCCGCAUGUGUAGUUCCCACCAUCAAGCAUAGAGGAGGAGGUGUUAUGGCGUGGGGGUGCUUUACUGGUGACACUGUCUGUGAUUUAUUUAGAAUUCAAGGCACACUUAACCAGCAUGGCUACCACAGCAUUCUGCAGCGAUAUGUCAUCCCAUCUGGUUUGGGCUUAGUGGGACUAUCAUUUGUUUUCCAACAGGACAAUGACCCAACACACCUCCAGGCUGUGUAAGGGCUAUUUUACCAAAAAGGAGAGUGAUGGAGUGCUGCAUCAGAUGACCUGCCCUCCACAAUCCCCCGACCUCAACCCAAUUGUGAUGGUUUGGGAUGAGUCGGACCGCAGAGUAAAGGAAAAGCAGCUAACAAGUGCUCAGCAUAUGUGGGAACUCCUUCAAGACUGUUGGAAAAGCAUUCCAGGUGAAGCUGGUUGAGAGAAUGCCAAGAGUGUGCAAAGCUGUCAUCCAUGCAAAGGGUGGCUAUUUGAAGAAUCUCAAAUAUAAAAUAUACUUUUUUGGUUACUGCACGAUUCCAUAUGUGUUAUUUCAUAGUUUUGAUGUCUUCACUAUUAUUCUACAAUGUAGAAAAUAGUACAAAUAAAGAAAAACCCUUGAAUGAGUAGGUGUGUCCAACGUUUUGACUGGUACUGUAUUUAUAUUACUACAGUAUAUCGUCACUGUCAGAUGAAAACCUUGUCACUGUAAACGCGAUAUCUUCACUAUUAUUCUACAAUGUGGUGACACUGAAGUUGCCUUCAGUGUCACCACAUCCGAGGCCCUGGCCCAAUAAAGCAUGUCUCCAUGGGCUAAGGCGUGUGUGUGUGAUCAUUCUGAGGGUCUGCUAAGUCUUACAGAGGUGCCGAUGUACACGGCUGUCUUCUUGCCAAACUUGGUGAGGAACCACUGCCAGAAGGGGAUGGUGAGCAUCGCUGCGAGCUGGAGAGAAAAGAAGAGAGAGAGUUUAGUUUAGUCAAUACUUAAUAUAGAAAUGGUUUUGUUUGCUAUAGUUUAGUAUGCAUGUUUUUGUUGCUUUUUUUUUCUGCAAUGACCUGGCCAGGGUUCCAGUCCGUUUCUACUUUAGCCAACGCGUAAAGAGAAGGGCUGAGUCUGAAAUGAAACCCUAUUCCCUGUGUGGUGCACUACUUUUGAACAGGGAACAUAUGGAUUAUAUAAGGAAUAGGGUGCCAUUCUCUGGUCUAAAGUAGUGCACUAUAUAGGGAAUAGGGUGCCAUUCUCUGGUCUAAAGUAGUGCACUAUAUAGGGAAUAGGGUGCCAUUCUCUGGUCUAAAGUAGUGCACUAUAUAAGGAAUAGGGUGCCAUUCUCUGGUCUAAAGUAGUGCACUAUAUAGGGAAUAGGGUGCCAUUCUCUGGUCUAAAGUAGUGCACUAUAUAGGGAAUAGGGUGCCAUUCUCUGGUCUAAAGUAGUGCACUAUAUAGGGAAUAGGGUGCCAUUCUCUGGUCUAAAGUAGUGCACUAUAUAGGGAAUAGGGUGCCAUUCUCUGGUCUAAAGUAGUGCACUAUAUAGGGAAUAGGGUGCCAUUCUCUGGUCUAAAGUAGUGCACUAUAUAGGGAAUAGGGUACCAUUCUCUGGUCUAAAGUAGUGCACUAUAUAGGGAAUAGGGUGCCAUUUGGGAUGCAGACGUUAUGUAAUGUUCAGUCUCUGGAACGCAUUAUGUGGCAGGACUGCAGAAACUGUCUGGUUUGUGUUUGGGAUUUACCAGCCUUCCUAAAUGAAGUCAUUCUCAACCUCUCUAAUGCCCGAUGACUCAAUCUGAAUUAUUCCGCUGAUCUACGUUCACUACAGACACCACCACCUUCCGGAGACAUUUGAAACCCCACCUCUUUAAGGAAUACCUGGGAUAGGAUAAAGUAAUCCUUCUGGAUAAGAGCGUCUGCUAAAUGACGUAAAAUGUAAAACGUUGAAGUUGUUUUACGUUGACUUCAAAAUGAGUGUUGUUGUAGCUACAAAACAAAGUCAUCAGCGAUUGGAUCAUCUGUAACCAAAUCGGUAUCAAAGCCAAUGGGCACGGAGUAGCGUUUCACCGGGUAGUCAGGCAACCUAUCACAACACAGCAGCGGUAAUACAGCAGCAAUUACAGGAUGCUUCAUAAAACAUUCCAGUGGACGUUAAUAGGGACUUUAUUGCAUCACCAUCUGACCCUAGAUAGCCUGGGAUAGAUCAGAUUGACCUCUGACUUUAUGGUUUACAUUUUAGUCAUUUAGCAGACGCUCUUAUCCAGAGCGACUUACAGUUAGUGAGUGCAUACAUUAUAUAUAUAUUUUUUUUCAUACUGCCCCCCCCGUGGGAAUCGAACCCACAACCCUGGCGUUGCAAACGCCAUGCUCUACCAACAAAUCCGCUGCCGGCCAUUCCCUCCCCUACCCUGGACGACGCUGGGCCAAUUGUGCGCCGCCCCAUGGGUCUCCCGGUCGCGGCCGGCUACGACAGAGCCUGGAUUCGAACCAGGAUCUCUAGUGGCACAGCUAGCACUGCGAUGCAGUGCCUUAGACCACUGCGCCACCAGAACGGCUGCCGCUUGAUAAAGCGGAAUAUCUCGGGUGCCCCGUGAAAAAAGCUCUGCAGGUUGUUAGAGAAAAAGUCACAAUGUAGAACUGGCACCAGCACAGGAUUCAGCGUUGUGUCUUUCCCCUUCAUGGGGCUCUUCAGGGCCGAUUCUCCCAUGCUGCAAUGUCAAAGUCUGAUGCAUUUUUGCACCUUACACAGUGUGGGUUUAGCCAAUAAAAAGGUCAAACAUUGACCCCUAUGGGCGCCACUGGGAUGGCAGUAGUUUUCCUUAUUUUUGGAUGCAUUUGUAUAUGAUUAAUUUAACAUUGUGUGUGUUGUAGGCGUUAAUACUGCAAAGGAAGUACUGAGCAUAGAGGUACAUUUCCCUAAACCUGCUCUAAUAAAUCCAGCAAUCUCAGGCAUCUGAGUAAUUUCACUUUGUCUGUCUGUGUCAUCUUUCUGGUGCAUCAUCUUUCUGGUGCAUCAUCUUUCUGGUGCAUCAUCAUCUUUCUGGUGCAUCAUCUUUCUAGUGCAUUAUCUGUGUGUGGACUGCAUCUGCUAAACAUCUUCACAAUGCUUGUUCUGCUUCCUGGCAAUACCACAUCAAGGUAAUCUGGCAAUACCAUAUCAAGGUAAUCUGGCAAUACCACAUCAAGGUAAUGUGCAUCUGCUUUCGCCUGAACUGUCUGCACCCCACUGCCUGUCAAGUCUCUCUCCUUCCAGCAUCAAAACAUUUGCAUAGUCUACAAAAAUUAUUUCUGUGUGAAUAGACCAUGUCCUUAACACAAUAGCAGGGUUCGUACAGACAGUGGCAAGUCAAAUUCAAGGUGUUUCAAGUACUUUUUCAAGCACUAAUAUUUAUUUUCAACGACCAUCAAAUUUGUAAUAGUUCCUAUUAUGCAAUUGUUUCUAGUCGCCACCAGAUGGCAGUACAUCACCACAACCUCAAAACGACUAACUUACAAUUCAUCACUACCUUACAAGUUCUACUCAAUAAUAUGUUGAUUCACUACUGAUUUAAUAUAUCCAUGAGUGGUAAGUCAGGACUGAUGAUGUCGUUUGAGUAGCGAUGAGCAGAGUUUGGGGACGUGCCUACUGGUGAAAAAUAUUUCCUAUUCUCGUUACUACACAAUUCCAGCUUAAUGACUGUAUUGUAUUUUUAUUGGGCAUUUGGGAAUCUACUACUUAAUAGCUACGAAAAAGGGUCUUGCUUCCGACUGGCAGCUUCAGUGUCGCCAGUUGACUCCUCGGUUCCUCGGUCCUUCCUCUGACUUGGGGACAUGGUCUCGUUUGUCUAAACCCCCCCCCUCGGUCCUUCCUCUGCCUUGGGGACAAGGUCUCGUUGUCUAAACCCCCCCCUCGGUCCUUCCUCUGCCUUGGGGACAAGGUCUAGUUUGUCUAACCAUAACUCUAACUCCUAAAAGUAAUUCUACUAGAAACCAGGACUAAAAUCUUACAUAAAGGAAAGGAUAUUAACACAGUAAUCUUUUCCCUUUUAUUUAUUGAAUUAGCACGAAGACUAGUGGGUGAGUUUCCCCUAGUUCACAGUAAAGUCCUGUGUCUGACUGCCACACUCACUAAUUACAUUCCCGUUAGGAUUGAAAGAGUUCAUGAAGUCCUUUAAAUCAAUAUGACUGAGGAGAGGGAUGAAGGUAUGUCAGCAACGCUAGUUCCCCCAUUUACUGUAUAUUUAUAAGAGCGAAAGGGGCAUCCGAGUCUUUACAGCAGUGGUAAAUGUCUGUGGGAACAGGCUGGUAUUCAGACCAGGCCAGUGAAUGUGAUCACAGGUCAAAGUAAUGAGCAGCUACAGGUCACUGGCUACCAGAGAGACUGACUUGGCAACAACCUGAGAGAGGCAGCUGUUUUGUAUAGAAAACCUCCUGAGAGAGAGAGAGAGAGAGAGAGAGAGAGAGAGAGAGGCCUGUGUUUUGAAUAGAAAACCCAUCCCUGCAGGAGAGAGAGAGAGAGAGAGAAGGAGAUAUAGGAAUGACGAGAUCAGAUACGGCAGGACAGAGAGCUUAUAUAUCUGCUCUAUCUUCUCUCGAGAUCUGCCUCUCUAUACAUACCUUAUCGAUCCCCUAUCCCUGAUCAGUACAUAUCGUAUAUCAUAUAUAUAUACAAUAUAUUCCCCCUUUUCCUUUUUAUAUAAACCCAAACACCCUCCUGAACCUGUUCUCUAGUUGUUCGUCAAGGUUACACUAUCAAUAGAGGUCAGUAAGUGACGUAGGAAGAGUGUCAAUCUGGCUGUAUCAAAUAUAUAAACGGACAAGGUCAUUCACACUGUGUGUGUCCUCACCAUGAUGACCAGUAGAAUGUUCUGGAAGUCGUUCCUGAAGCCCGAGUGUAAGCACCAAAGCAAUGCAGAACCAGAGCAAGUUCCCUUCCAGGAGCUGAGAGAGAAGAAACCCAGACACGCUCAGUUAGACCCUACACACAUACACCUCACACCGCUGGCUGGAGACUCUAAACAUUAAUACGAGGAGCGGCGUACCCCAGAAACCAUAUAAAUAAAACACACCACACACAGAAGGAGCAGAGCUGACUGGCGGCAGACAGCCUAUCCAAGCAUUAGAGUAUAUUGAAUGUUAGCUUUAUGGUUGGGCUGACUUUACUGUGGAUGAGAUGAUGGUCACAGACUAGGAUAUUAUUAUUACUAUACACCAGAUGACUUUUAUAUAAGACGCAUGUCCGUUUUCUACCAUUAAGUGGAUACCAAUGGUGCUGUGAACAGUCUUUGGUGUAUGUGUGAGUGAUAGCUGGCAUGUGUGGAUAUAAAACCUUUGUGUGUAAUAUGAAUCACUGAUCAAUCAAUCAAAUGCAUGCGUAUGUAUGUAACGCAAAAAAAGUUGUAUCCUGAGUGAUUUGGGGUGGUGGAGUGAUGAGUGAGUGGUGAGUAGUGAGCUUGAAAUUUAGAACUUGAGGUGAAAAACAUAGUAUUGCACCUCUUAAAAUUGUGGAGGGGGCUACUUCCCCCACACCCGUUGCUGAGGGGUGUAAAAAAAAUCAUCCAUCAAUCUCCAUAAAAAAUAAAUAAAUAAGAGAGACAGAUGGAAAGGGGGGAAGUGCGAAGAGAAAGGGGGGCGAGAGAGGAAGGGGGCGGAGAAAAGAAGGGGGGGGGGAGAAAAAGGGGGGGGGGAAGAGAAAAGGGAGAAUUUGAGGGCAAGAAAAGGCGAGGAGAGGGUUUUUUUGGUUUUGAUUUUUUUUGGGCGGGAAGGGAAAGUUAAAAAAGGGUUUCAAAAAUUUUCCCCCAAAAGGGGUUUUUUUUUUUUUUUUUGGGGGGGAGGGCAAUCCAAAACAAGGGGAAAACUUAAUAUUUCAAAAAAAAAUUUUUAAAAGGGUAAGGGGGGGGAAAAAUUUUUUGGGCGCAAGAAAAUUUCUUUAAAAAUUUUAAUAAAACCCUAAUUUUUUUUUAAAAUUUUCCCCCUUUUUUGCUUUUUCCCCCCAAAAAUUUUUUUUUCUCUUUUUUUUUCUAAAAACCCCCCCCCAAAAAUUUAAAAAUAAUCAAAAAAAGGGGCCUAAGAAAAAAAAAAAAAUUUUCCAAAAAAGGGCAAAAAAUUUUUUCCCCCCCCCCUUUAAAAAAUUUUUUAAAAACCCAAAAUUUUACAAAAAUUUUUUUUUCCCUUUUUAAACCCGUUUUUAAAAAUUUUUUUAAAAAAUUUUUUUUAAAAAGCCCCCCUCUUUUUUUUCCCCCCAAAAAAAUUUUUUUUGUUUUUCUGGUUUUUGUCCCCUCGUUUUUCCUUUUGCCCCUGCCCCGCUGUCCCUUUUUUUGGUGGUUUUUUUUUGAACAGUAAAGAGGAAAAAAAAUGUUUUCAAUGAUUUGCAUUUUAAUGAGGAAAUAAUGGCUAGGCCACUCCAGGACCUUAAUUGGCUUCUUCUUGAGCCACUCCUGUUGUUGCCUUGGCCGUGUGUUUUGGGUCAUUGCCAUGCUGGAAUACCCAUCCACGACCCAUUUUCAAUGCCCUGGCUGAGGGAAGGAGGUUCUCACCCAAGAUUUGACGGUACAAUGGCCCCGUCCAUCGUCCCUUUGAUGCGGUGAAGUUGUCCUGUUCCCUUAGCAGAAAAACACCCCCAAAGCAUAAUGUUUCCACCUCCAUGUUUGAUGGUGGGGAUGGUGUUCUUGGGGUCAUAGGCAGCAUUCCUCCUCCUCCAAACACGGCGAGUUGAGUUGAUGCCAAAGAGCUCGAUUUUGGUCUCAUCUGACCACAACACUUUCACCCAGUUCUCCUCUGAAUCAUUCAGAUGUUCAUUGGCAAACUUCAGAUGGCCCUGUAUAUGUGCUUUCUUGAGCAGGGGGACCUUGCGGGCGCUGCAGGAUUUCAGUCCUUCACGGCGUAGUGUGUUACCAAUUGUUUUCUUGGUGACUAUGGUCCCAGCUGCCUUGAGAUCAUUGACAAGAUCCUCCCGUGUAGUUCUGGGCUGAUUCCUCACCGUUCUCAUGAUCAUUGCAACUCCACGAGGUGAGAUCUUGCAUGGAGCCCCAGGCCAAGGGAGAUUGACAGUUAUUUUGUGUUUCUUCCAUUUGCGAAUAAUCACACCAACUGUUGUCACCUUCUCACCAAGCUGCUUGGCGAUGGUCUUGUAGCCCAUUCCAGCCUUGUGUAGGUCUACAAUCUUGUCCCUGACAUCCUUGGAGAGCUCUUUGGUCUUGGCCAUGGUGGAGAGUUUGGAAUCUGAUUGAUUGAUCGCUUCUGUGGACAGGUGUCUUUUAUACAGGUAACAAACUGAGAUUAGGAGCACUCCCUUUAAGAGUGUGCUCCUAAUCUCAGCUCGUUACCUGUAUAAAAGACACCUGGGAGCCAGAAAUCUUUCUGAUUGAGAGGGGGUCAAAUACUUAUUUCCCUCAUUAAAAUGCAAAUCAAUGUAUACAAUUUUUGACAUGCGUUUUUCUGGAUUUUUUUGUUGUUAUUCUGUCUCUCACUGUUCAAAUAAACCUACCAUUAAAAUUAUAGACUGAUCAUUUCUUUGUCAGUGGGCAAAAGUACAAAAUCAGCAGGGGAUCAAAGACAUUAUGACAUUUGAAAUGUCUUUAUUCUUUUGAAACUUCUGAGUGUAAUGUUUACUGUUAAUAUUUAUUGUUGAUUUCACUUUUGUUUACUAUCUACUUCAAUUGCUUUGGCAAUGUUAACACACGUUUCCCAUGCCAAUAAAGCCCUUAAAUUGAAAUUGAAAUUGAAAUUGAAAGCGAGGGGGAGAGAGAGAGAGUGUGAGUGAGAGUGAGAGUGAGAGUGAGAGUGAGAGUGAGAGAGAGAGAGAGAGAGUGAGAGUAUGAGAGAGAGAGAGAGAGAGAGAGAGAGAGAGAGAGAGAGAGAGAGAGAGAGAGAGAGCGCGAGGGGGAGAGUGAGAGAUAGUCACCAUGAAAGCCAGUGAGGUGAACAGGAAGCCCAUGACCAGCUUGACGUAAGGUCCAUGGCCCAUCACCAGUCUGAUACCCUGCCAGAACGACAUGAGCUCUGACCGGGGGGGGCGAGACGACUCUGGAGGGGGGAGGGAGAUCAUGUUGUAAUCAAAGUUAACCUACAUGUCAAAUGUGUUUCAACUUUAUGAUACCCCUCCAUCUCAUGAGGGUGAGAGUUGAUUAUAAUUAUGAUAAUAAAUUAUAUAAUCUAAAAUAUAAUAUAUCAUUAAAACAAACACUAGGAGAAUAAGAUCUAGGAGGAUGAAUGACUGACGGUAUAUAAUAACUCUUCAGUUCUUUCAGAACUUCUCUUAACGUAGGUCACUCAGCAGUUGACAAGUACGUUUCUAAACCCUAACAGAUAACCUGUUAGAGCAGGACUGCCCAACCCUGUUCCUGGAGAGCCACCGUCCUGUAGGCUUUUGCUCCAACCCUAAUCUAGCGCACCUAAAUUCUAAUAAUUAGCAGGUUGAUAAGCUGAAUCAGGUUAGUAACACCUGGGGUUGGAGCGAAAACCUACACGAGGGUAGCUCUCCAGGAACAGGGCUGGGCAGUCCUGUUUUAGAGCAUCAAGCCACAACGGUCACAGCCCAUCAGGCCAUUGUCACGAUACAGCGUCAUCACAACCCCACUGUAGAUCUCAAUAACAUCCACUUCACACGAGGGAGUGUGCGCUUGUUUAGUAGGACUGUCAACUCAUCAUUAUCCAAUAGGUACGUGGAACGUUAAUGACCCGAAAGUUAAUACAUAAUAUCAACAGGGGGUUUUGUUGAUUUGAGAUAAAUGCUUUACCUUUCCUCUCCUUGACUCCGAGGAACAGUACCAUGGCACAGAGCACGUAGAUGGAGCAGAUGGCACCGGAGGCUAUCAUGUAGGCCGCUUUCUGUGACAGUGGAGAGGAACAGCAGCUUUAGUGGACUGUAUUAACAGUAGUAGUAAAAACAUACAAAACAACACCCAAAAGACGAGCUAUGAACAGAGAACAGCCGAUAGGAGGGAGGGACAGCAGGUUAUUAGACUAUAGAACAGUAAACAGAGAGAACAGCCGAUAGGAGGGAGGGACAGUAGGUUAUUAGACUAUAGAACAGUAAACAGAGAGAACAGCCGAUAGGAGGGAGGGACAGUAGGUUAUUAGACUAUAGAACAGUAAACAGAGAGAACAGCCGAUAGGAGGGAGGGACAGUAGGUUAUUAGACUAUAGAACAGUAAACAGAGAACAGCUGAUAGGAGGGAGGGACAGUAGGUUAUUAGACUAUAGAACAGUACACAGAGAGAACAGCCGAUAGGAGGGAGGGACAGGAGGUUAUUAGACUAUAGAACAGUAAACAGAGAGAACAGCCGAUAGGAGGGAGGGACAGUAGGUUAUUAGACUAUAGAACAGUAAACAGAGAGAACAGCCGAUUGGAGGGAGGGACAGUAGGUUAUUAGACUAUAGAACAGUAAACAGAGAGAACAGCCGAUAGGAGGGAGGGACAGUAGGUUAUUAGACUAUAGAACAGUAAACAGAGAGAACAGCCGAUAGGAGGGAGGGACAGUAGGUUAUUAGACUAUAGAACAGUAAACAGAGAGAACAGCCGAUAGGAGGGAGGGACAGCAGGUUAUUAGUCUAUAGAACAGUAAACAGAGAGAACAGCCGAUAGGAGGGAGGGACAGUAGGUUAUUAGACUAUAGAACAGUAAACAGAGAACAGCCGAUAGGAGGGAGGGACAGUAGGUUAUUAGACUAUAGAACAGUAAACAGAGAGAACAGCCGAUAGGAGGGAGGGACAGCAGGUUAUUAGACUAUAGAACAGUAAACAGAGAGAACAGCCGAUAGGAGGGAGGGACAGUAGGUUAUUAGACUAUAGAACAGUAAACAGAGAACAGCCGAUAGGAGGGAGGGACAGUAGGUUAUUAGACUAUAGAACAGUAAACAGAGAGAACAGCCGAUAGGAGGGAGGGACAGUAGGUUAUUAGACUAUAGAACAGUAAACAGAGAGAACAGCCGAUAGGAGGGAGGGACAGUAGGUUAUUAGACUAUAGAACAGUAAACAGAGAGAACAGCCGAUUGGAGGGAGGGACAGUAGGUUAUUAGACUAUAGAACAGUAAACAGAGAACAGCCGAUAGGAGGGAGGGACAGUAGGUUAUUAGACUAUAGAACAGUAAACAGAGAAUAGCCAAUAGGAGGGAGGGACAGCAGGUUAUUAGACUAUAGAACAGUAAACAGAGAGAACAGCCGAUAGGAGGGAGGGACAGUAGGUUAUUAGACUAUAGAACAGUAAACAGAGAGAACAGCCGAUAGGAGGGAGGGACAGUAGGUUAUUAGACUAUAGAACAGUAAACAGAGAACAGCCGAUAGGAGGGAGGGACAGUAGGUUAUUAGAUUAUAGAACAGUAAACAGAGAGAACAGCCGAUAGGAGGGAGGGACAGUAGGUUAUUAGACUAUAGAACAGUAAACAGAGAGAACAGCCGAUAGGAGGGAGGGACAGUAGGUUAUUAUACUAUAGAACAGUAAACAGAGAACAGCCGAUAGGAGGGAGGGACAGUAGGUUAUUAGACUAUAGAACAGUAAACAGAGAACAGCCGAUAGGAGGGAGGGACAGUAGGUUAUUAGACUAUAGAACAGUAAACAGAGAACAGCCGAUAGGAGGGAGGGACAGUAGGUUAUUAGACUAUAGAACAGUAAACAGAGAGAACAGCCGAUAGGAGGGAGGGACAGUAGGUUAUUAGACUAUAGAACAGUAAACAGAGAGAACAGCCGAUAGGAGGGAGGGACAGUAGGUUAUUAGACUAUAGAACAGUAAACAGAAAACAGCCGAUAGGAGGGAGGGACAGCAGGUUAUUAGACUAUAGAACAGUAAACAGAGAACAGCCGAUAGGAGGGAGGGACAGCAGGUUAUUAGACUAUAGAACAGUAAACAGAGAACAGCCGAUAGGAGGGAGGGACAGUAGGUAUUAGACUAUAGAACCGUAAACAGAGAGAACAGCCGAUAGGAGGGAGGGACAGUAGGUUAUUAGAUUAUAGAACAGUAAACAGAGAGAACAGCCGAUAGGAGGGAGGGACAGCAGGUUAUUAGACUAUAGAACAGUAAACAGAGAACAGCCGAUAGGAGGGAGGGACAGUAGGUUAUUAGACUAUAGAACAGUAAACAGAGAGAACAGCCGAUAGAGGGAGGGACAGUAGGUUAUUAGAUUAUAGAACAUAAACAGAGAACAGCCGAUAGGAGGGAGGGACAGUAGGUUAUUAGACUAUAGAACAGUAAACAGAGAGAACAGCCGAUAGGAGGGAGGGACAGUAGGUUAUUAGAUUAUAGAACAGUAAACAGAGAACAGCCGAUAGGAGGGAGGGACAGUAGGUUAUUAGACUAUAGAACAGUAAACAGAGAACAGCCGAUAGGAGGGAGGGACAGUAGGUUAUUAGACUAUAGAACAGUAAACAGAGAACAGCCGAUAGGAGGGAGGGACAGUAGGUUAUUAGACUAUAGAACAGUAAACAGAGAACAGCCGAUAGGAGGGAGGGACAGUAGGUUAUUAGACUAUAGAACAGUAAACAGAGAGAACAGCCGAUAGGAGGGAGGGACAGUAGGUUAUUAGACUAUAGAACAGUAAACAGAGAGAACAGCCGAUAGGAGGGAGGGACAGCAGGUUAUUAGAUUAUAGAACAGUAAACAGAGAGAACAGCCGAUAGGAGGGAGGGACAGUAGGUUAUUAGAUUAUAGAACAGUAAACAGAGAACAGCCGAUAGGAGGGAGGGACAGUAGGUUAUUAGACUAUAGAACAGUAAACAGAGAGAACAGCCGAUAGGAGGGAGGGACAGUAGGUUAUUAGAUUAUAGAACAGUAAACAGAGAACAGCCGAUAGGAGGGAGGGACAGCAGGUUAUUAGACUAUAGAACAGUAAACAGAGAGAACAGCCGAUAGGAGGGAGGGACAGUAGGUUAUUAGACUAUAGAACAGUAAACAGAGAGAACAGCCGAUAGGAGGGAGGGACAGCAGGUUAUUAGACUAUAGAACAGUAAACAGAGAACAGCCGUUAGGAGGGAGGGACAGCAGGUUAUUAGACUAUAGAACAGUAAACAGAGAGAACAGCCGAUAGGAGGGAGGGACAGUAGGUUAUUAGAAUAUAGAACAGUAAACAGAGAACAGCCGAUAGGAGGGAGGGACAGUAGGUUAUUAGACUAUAGAACAGUAAAACAGAGAGAACAGCCGAUAGGAGGGAGGGACAGUAGGUUAUUAGAUUAUAGAACAGUAACAGAGAACAGCCGAUAGGAGGGAGGGACAGUAGGUUAUUAGACUAUAGAACAGUAAACAGAGAGAACAGCCGAUAGGAGGGAGGGACAGUAGGUUAUUAGACUAUAGAACAGUAAACAGAGAGAACAGCCGAUAGGAGGGAGGGACAGCAGGUUAUUAGACUAUAGAACAGUAAACAGAGAACAGCCGAUAGGAGGGAGGGACAGCAGGUUAUUAGACUAUAGAACAGUAAACAGAGAGAACAGCCGAUAGGAGCGAGGGACAGUAGGUUAUUAGACUAUAGAACAGUAAACAGAGAACAGCCGAUAGGAGGGAGGGACAGCAGGUUAUUAGACUAUAGAACAGUAAACAGAGAGAACAGCCGAUAGGAGGGAGGGACAGUAGGUUAUUAGACUAUAGAACAGUAAACAGAGAGAACAGCCGAUAGGAGGGAGGGACAGUAGGUUAUUAGACUAUAGAACAGUAAACAGAGAGAACAGCCGAUAGGAGGGAGGGACAGUAGGUCAUUAGACUAUAGAACAGUAAACAGAGAACAGCCGAUAGGAGGGAGGGACAGUAGUUUAUUAGACUAUAGAACAGUAAACAGAGAGAACAGCCGAUAGGAGGGAGGGACAGUAGGUUAUUAGACUAUAGAACAGUAAACAGAGAACAGCCGAUAGGAGGGAGGGACAGCAGGUUAUUAGACUAUAGAACAGUAAACAGAGAGAACAGCCGAUAGGAGGGAGGGACAGUAGGUUAUUAGAAUAUAGAACAGUAAACAGAGAACAGCCGAUAGGAGGGAGGGACAGUAGGUUAUUAGACUAUAGAACAGUAAACAGAGAGAACAGCCGAUAGGAGGGAGGGACAGUAGGUUAUUAGAUUAUAGAACAGUAAACAGAGAACAAGCCGAUAGGAGGGAGGGACAGUAGGUUAUUAGACUAUAGAACAGUAAACAGAGAGAACAGCCGAUAGGAGGGAGGGACAGUAGGUUAUUAGACUAUAGAACAGUAAACAGAGAGAACAGCCGAUAGGAGGGAGGGACAGCAGGUUAUUAGACUAUAGAACAGUAAACAGAGAACAGCCGAUAGGAGGGAGGACAGCAGGUUAUUAGACUAUAGAACAGUACACAGAGAGAACAGCCGAUAGGAGCGAGGGACAGUAGGUUAUUAGACUAUAGAACAGUAAACAGAGAACAGCCGAUAGGAGGGAGGGACAGCAGGUUAUUAGACUAUAGAACAGUAAACAGAGAGAACAGCCGAUAGGAGGGAGGGACAGUAGGUUAUUAGACUAUAGACAGUAAACAGAGAGAACAGGCCGAUAGGAGGGAGGGACCAGUAGUUUAUUAGACUAUAGAACAGUAAACAGAGAGAACACCGAUAGGAGGGAGGGGACAGUAGGUUACUAGACUAUAGAAACAGUAAACAGAGAACAGCCGAUAGAGGGAGGGACAGUAGUUCAUUAGACUAUAGAAACAGUAAACAGAAGAACAGCCGAUAGGAGGGAGGGACCAGUAGGUUAUUAGACUAUAGAACAGUAAACAGAGAGAACAGCCGAUAGGAGGGAGGGACAGUAGGUUAUUAGAUUAUAGAACAGUAAACAGAGAACAGCCGAUAGGAGGGAGGGACAGUAGGUUAUUAGACUAUAGAACAGUAAACCAGAGAACAGCCGAUAGGAGGGAGGGACAGUAGGUUAUUAGACUAUAGAACAGUAAACAGAGAACAAGCCGAUAGGAGGGAGGGACAGUAGGUUAUAGACUAUAGAACAGUAAACAGAGAGAACAGCCGAUAGGAGGGAGGGACAGUAGGUUAUCAGACUAUAGAACAGUAAACAGAGAGAACAGCCGAUAGGAGGGAGGGACAGUAGGUUAUUAGACUAUAGAACAGUAAACAGAGAACAGCCGAUAGGAGUGAAGGACAGUAGGUUAUUAGACUAUAGAACAGUAAACAGAGAGAACAGCCGAUAGGAGGGAGGGACAGCAGGUUAUUAGACUAUAGAACAUAAACAGAGAGAACAGCCGAUAGGAGGGAGGGACAGUAGGUUAUUAGACUAUAGAACAGUAAACAGAGAGAACAGCCGAUAGGAGGGAGGGACAGCAGGUUAUUAGACUAUAGAACAGUAAACAGAGAGAACAGCCGAUAGGAGUGAGGGACAGUAGGUUAUUAGACUAUAGAACAGUAACAGAGAACAGCCGAUAGGAGGGAGGGACGUAGGUUUUUAGACUAUAGAACAGUAAACAGAGAGAACAGCCGAUAGGAGGGAGGGACAGUAGGUUAUUAGACUAUAGAACAGUAAACAGAGAACAGCCGAUAGGAGGGAGGGACAGUAGGUUAUUAGACUAUAGAACAGUAAAACAGAGAACAGCCGAUAGGAGGGAGGGACAGCAGGUUAUUAGACUAUAGAACAGUAAACAGAGAGAACAGCCGAUAGGAGGGAGGGACAGUAGGUUUAUUAGACUAUAGAACAGUAACAAGAGAACAGCCGAUAGGAUGGAGGGACAGCAGGUUAUUAGACUAUAGAACAGUAAACAGAGAACAGCCGAUAGGAGGGAGGGACAGUAGGUUAUUAGACUAUAGAACAGUAAACAGAGAGAACAGCCGAUAGGAGGGAGGGACAGUAGGUUAUUAGACUAUAGAACAGUAAACAGAGAACAGCCGAUAGGAGGGAGGGACAGUAGGUUAUUAGACUAUAGAACAGUAAACAGAGAGAACAGCCGAUAGGAGGGAGGGACAGUAGGUUAUUAGACUAUAGAACAGUAAACAGAGAGAACAGCCGAUAGGAGGGAGGGACAGUAGGUUAUUAGACUAUAGAACAGUAAACAGAGAACAGCCGAUAGGAGGGAGGGACAGUAGGUUAUUAUAUUAAAGUAACCUGAUAGACCUAGUAUUAGUCACAUGUAGUAGAACAUACGUUUACACUUUACGAUAAAGCUACUGUAUGUUAUUCUUCAUGAAUGGUUUUUAGACUCUCGGGCUGAUACAGAGACUCAUCCAUGCUUUUAUUACAAGCAGGCUUGAACACUGUAAUGCUCUCCUGUCUGAUCUACCCAAGAAAGCCAUUGUUUUUCUUCCCUGUAAAGCACACAGUGUUGCAUUCCAUGUCUGAAAUGUGCUGUAUAAAUAAAGUUUGUUUUGAUAGGAUACGUGGGUGUAUGUCGGUGUGUGCGAGUGCGUCUGAGUGGACGCGUACCGUUUGGUCCAGGGUGAUGACCGUGGUCGUGGCGUUGACUUCCUGUCCCAGCAGCAGGGAGGAGUUUAGCCCAUCGGCCGUGACAUUAUCACCGGGCGCCGGGAUACAGGGGGCGUUGGCCAUGCCCACAAUCUGACCCUGGACGGCUGUGCCAAUCACAGUACCCAUAACCUCCACAGUCAUUCCUGAUUGGACGAGAAGAGAGAAGCAUACAGAUGAAACCAACCAAUCUUUCUAUUCUGUCCGAAAAAACAACCAAUGAUCCUCUUGGUGGUCCUCUGUAGCUCAGUUGGUAGAGCAUGGUGCUUGUAACGCCAGGAUAGUGGGUUCGAUUCCUGGGACCACCCAUAAGUAAAACAUAUGCACGCAUGACGAAGUGGCUUUGGAUAAAAGCGUCUGCUAAAUGGCAUAUAUUAUUAUUAAUAUAUUAUUGAUUGAGUAGAUUGUGUCCUAAUAUCCAAACUUGCAGACUACUAGCCGUGGGCACCAUUAACGAUAAUUCAAUGUGAUAUCGAUAUUGUUUGAUAUUGAUAUUGGCAAGACAUAUCAUUAUAUCGGUCUAUCCUUGAGGUUAACCUACACUAUACACUCACUAGCCAGUUUAUUAGGUACACCCAUCUGGAACCGGGUCGGACCCCCCCUUUGCCUACAGAACAGCUUGAAUUCUUCAGGGCAUGGAUUCUACAAAGUGUGGCGUUCAAACGUUGCUCAAUUGGUAUCAAGGGACCUAACGUGUGCCAGGAAAACAUUCCCCACACCAUUACACCACCGCCACCAGCCUGUUCCUUUGGCACCAGGCAGGAUGGGUCCAUGGACUCAUGCUGCAUACUGUGUGCCAAAUCCUGACUCAGCAUGACGCAACAGUUUUUCCACUCAAUUGUCCAGUGUUCGUGAUUGGCGCUUCUUCUUGUUUUUAGCUGAUAGGAAUGGAACCCGGUGUGGUCGUCUGCUGCAAUAGCCCAUCCGUGACAAGGAUCAACAAGUUGUGUGUUCCGAGAUGCCGUUAUUUGUCUGUUUGGGGCCCGCCUGUUAGCUUGCACCAUUCUUGCCAUUCUCCUUCGAGCUCUGUCAUCAACGCGCUGUUUUCACCCAUAGGACUGCCGCUGACUGGAUGUUUUUUUUUUUUUCAUUUGUCGCACCAUUCUCGGUAAACCUUAGACACUGUCGGGCGUGAAAAGUCCAGGAAGGCGGCUGUUUUUGAGAUACUGGAUCUGGCAUGUCAUUGCACCGACGAUCACGCCGCGCUCAAAGUCACACACAAGUCACAGUCGUUUUGCCCAUUCUAACGUUCAAUCGAACAGUAACUGAAUGCCUCGAUGCCUGUCUGCCUGCUCUAUAUAGCGACUCACUGUCUGCCGGAGCGAACCAUUUUCGUGAACGGGGUGGCCACUGAGCGUAUAGGACAGGACGGUUCCUGUAGUUCUAUUUAAUUGCCCGCUGAUGGGCCCAGUGGGUCUCAUUGUAUUCAAACUGGUUCGGUAGGUUUUAGGUCCCAAAGAGCACACACACCUGGCCCAAUGGACAAUCAACAAGCAGUUGCUUGGACUUCACAAAAGCCUUGGAAAUUAACAGAAAAGGAACACAGUUGCAAUCGUAAAAAAAAAUAAAAUAAAAAAAAAAAUGUGCAACUGAUAUCGAUUUUCCAUAUCUUUGCCCUUCAUUACUAUUUAAUAGUCUCUAGGUAGCGAGGUAAGGGUCCAGGUAGAGGGGACUUACUGUAAGCAGUGGCAGAAUCCCUUUCCUUCUGGUCUUCACUGAUGAACAUGGUUAGAGCUGAAUAGGGCACAUGGAAACACUGGAGAGGGAGGGAGAGAGAGACAGAGGAGACAUUGAAAUGAUUGGAUUGUACCGGGUUUGUGUUGCUUUAUACGUGUGGAAUUGUGUGCAGGAUUCCUUUAACUCACCGUCUGGAGGGUCUGGAAGAGGCAGUAGAAGACCAGGUACCAGAUGACCCUCCCGUUCUCAAACGUAGGAACAUACCAGAUAAGGAAAUAACUGACCACUGCUAGAGGAGUAGAGAACAGGAUCCUAGAGAGACAGAGACAGAGAGACAGAGACAGAGACAGAGACAGAGACAGAGACAGAGAGAAAGAAAUAAAGAAAGAAGAAAGAAAGAAGAAGAAAGAAAAGACAAGAAACAGACAGAGAGAAGUUCAAAGACAGACAGACAGGGAGAGAUAGAGAGAGAGAGAGAGAGAUGGAGAGAGAUAGAGAAGAGGGAGCGGGAGAGGGAGAUGGAGAAGGAAGAGAGAGAAGGGGAAGAGAUAUAGAGAGAGAGCGGGAGAAGAGGAGAGGAGAGAGAGAUAGAGAGAUAGAGAGAUAGAGAGAGAGAGAGAGAGAGGGAGCGUGAGAGGGAGAGAGAAGAGAGAGAGAGAGAGAGAGAGAGAAGAGAGAGAGAGAGUGGGAUAGAGAGAGAGAGGGAAGAGAGAGAGAGAGAGAGAGGAGAGAGAGAGAGAGAGAGAGAGAAGAGAGAGGGGGAGAAAGCGAGAGAGAGAAGAGAGAGAGAGAGAGAGUGGGGAGAGAGCGAGGAGAGAAAGAGAGAGGGAAAGAGAGGGGCGGAGAGAGAGAGAAAGGGAAGGGAGAGAGGAGAGAGAGAGAGAGAGAGAGGAUGAGAGGGAGAGAGAUAGAGAGAAGAGGGAUAGAGAGUAGAGAGAGAGAGAGAGAUAUAGAGAGGAGAGAGCGAUGAGGAGAUAGAGAGAGAGAGAGGAUAGAUGCGAGAGAGAGAGAGAGAGAGAGAGGAGCGAGUAGAAGAUCGAGCAGAGAGAGCGGUUCUCGUACGGAGAGAUAUAUCUAGCUAGCGAGUUGUCUCUGCGUCUCUCGAGAUAGAAUGAAGAUCGAGAGUGUGCGAGUAGCCGCUAAUAGCUGAUCUAGAGAGGGCGCGAGCAGAUAUAGGUCGAUCGAGAUAGCGAAGGCGAAUUUAGCUCUCGAUCUCAGGUUGAGCGUCUCGCUCGAAUAUAUCUCGAGAUGAUGCUCUCUAGCGAUAUCUAUCUCUCUCUCCUCUCGCGUCGCUCUCGAGCGAGCCUAGAGAUAGAGCAUAUCUCGCGCGCGACUGAGGAGAAGGCUCUCUCUUUUUCUCCUCCUCGCGCUGCGCUCUCAUAGGAGCGUGUCGCGACGCUAUCGCUAGCGCUCGCUCUCGCGAGAAAGCAGCCUCCUCUCGCUCGCUCUCGCUGAUCGAGCGCGCCUCUCUCGCUCGCUUGGCCUCCCCCCCUGCACCGAUCUCCCGCUCCUCCUCGUCACAUAACCACAGUGUCUGUACUAGACGCAAUCUGAUACUAAUGAAUUAGCUCUCACAUACCUCUCUGGAGUAAAUAAACAAGGCUAUUCCACCCUGCUGACAUUCACAUUUGAGUCUAACGGUUCAGGCCAGUGAUGUGGAUAGGCAAAAAGGCCAAAGUAGUCAAAUAAGGAGACUAGUGUUUUUCUGUAGGGCAGAAAUCGGCCUUGAUAGCUGUGACAACGGUAAUUUCAAAGUUAACUAGAUCGUCAAAUGGAGAGUCAUUUCUUAUUUCUGAAAGGCAAAGAUUACCUUGGGAGAUUGGCCUUGUGACAACGGGUGCAUUUCAAUAGUCAAAAGAGGCGUCCUCAUCUCCUCUCCUUCAGUACCAACCAACGAUCUGAUUAAGGAUAUAAGGAAGGAACUUGUCACACUACAGUUCUAACAGUACUGUCUGUUAUUCCCUCCCCACCAAAGUCCACAGCAUGGGAAGGCCCAGUUCACGACCAGUACAAAAACAGGGCAGGGGAAGUCAUUUCUACCAUUAUCCAGUCAGGGGAAGGGGCAGGUUGCCUUACCAGUAGACAGCGGGGAAGGCAGUUCUACCAUAAAACAUGCAGGGAAGGCAGUUCUACCAGUACACAGGCAGGGCAGGCAGUUCUACCGUACAACAGGCGGGAAGUGCAGUUCGACCAUACAGCAGGCAGGGAAGGCAUUUCUACCAUUACACAGUGCCGGGGAAGGGCAGGUUCUAAACAGUACACAGGCAGGUGAAGGCAGUUCUAACCAUCGCACAGGCAGGGAAGGCAGUUCUACCAUAUACAGGCAGGGGAAGGCAGUUCUAACCAGUAACAGCAGGGGAAGGCAUUCGAACCAGUACAACAGCAGGGAAGGCAAGUUCUAUUCCCAGUAACAGCAGGGGAAAGGCAGUGUCUACAGUACACAGGCCAGGGGAAGGCAGGUCUACUCAGUACAACAGGCAGGGGAAGUCAUUCUUCUACCAGUAAAACAGGCAGGGGAAGGCAUUCUACCAGUACACACAGCAGGGGAAGGCAUUCUGACAAAUACAACAGGCCUGGGAGGCAGUGCUACAGUACACAGGCAGGGAAGGAGUUCUCUACCAGUACAACAUGGCAAGGGUAAGGCAGUUCUAUCCAGUAUACAGGCAGGGGAAGGCAGUUCUACCAGUACGACAGGCAGGGGAAGGCAGUUCUGACCAGUAUACAGGCAGGGGAAGGCAGUUCCACCAGUACACAGGCAGGGGAAAGGCAGUUCUACCAGUAUACAGGCCAGGGGAAGGGCAGUUUCCACCAGUACAACCAGGCAGGGGAAGGCAGGUUCGAACCAGUGAACAGGCAGGGGAAGGCAGUUCUAAACCAGUCCACAGGCAGGGGAAGGCAAGUUCUAACAGUGACACAGGCAGGGGAAGGCGUUCUAACCAAGUCCAACAGGCGGGAAGGCAGUUCUACCAGUAACAGGCAGGGGAAGGCAUUUCUAUCCCAGUAUACAAGGCAGGGAAGGCAGUUCUACCAGUACACAGGCAGGGGAAGGCAGUUCUACUACCAGUCCACAGGCAGGGGAAGGCAGUUCUACCAGUACACAGGCAGGGAAGGCAGUUCUACCAGUACAACCAGGCAGGGGAAGGCAGUUCUACCAGUAUAAGGCAGGGGAAGGCAGUUCUACAAGUGCACAGGCAGGGGAAGCAGUUCUACCAGUACACAGGCAGGGGAGGCAGUGUCUACCCAGUGCACAGGCAGGGGAAGGCAGUUCUACCAGUACAAAGGCAGGGGAAGGCAGUUCUACCAGUACACAGGCAGGGGAAGGCAGUUCUACCAGUAUACAGGCAGGGGAAGGCAGUUCUACCAGUACACAGGCAGGGGAAGGCAGUUCUACCAGUACACAGGCAGGGGAAGGCAGUUCUACCAGUAUACAGGCAGGGGAAGGCAGUUCUACCAGUACACAGGCAGGGGAAGGCAGUUCUACCAGUACACAGGCAGGGGAAGGCAGUUCUACCAGUACACAGGCAGGGGAAGGCAGUUCUACCAGUACACAGGCAGGGGAAGGCAGUUCUACAGGUACUGUCUGUUAUUCCCCACCAGUACACAGGCAGGGGGAGGCAGUUCUACAGGUACUUAGGAAUGAUUAGCCGUUUUUCAGCACUGCCAGUAAGAGAUGAAUGAUGUCACUUUAAAUGUAAUGUGUUAUGUAAGGGCUGUGUGAGAAAAGUGGGUCAGACAGGUGAAGGAUAGGAACAUCCCAUUAUCUUACUCUCCCUGAUGCUUUCUACCUCACUUCCUGUCGCUUGUGUGCAGAUACUCUCCAGUGCACCCCCCUCCUCACACUACACACACACACACACACGCACGCGCACACACACACACACACACUCUCCCCCACAGACAGACACGCACACACACACUCUCCCCCACAGACUCACACACACACACACACUCCCCCACAGACCCACUCUCCCCCACAGAUACCCACACACACUCUCCCCCCACAGAUACCCACAGACACACUCCCCCACAGACACAGACACCCUCCCCCCACAAACACACUCCCUCUCCCCCCACACACACCCACACUCUCCCCCCACAGACACACACUCUCCCCCACAGACAGAGACACUCACACUCCCCCACAGACACACACACACUCUUCCCCCACAGACACACACACUCUUCCCCCACAGACACACUCUUCCCCCACAGACACACACCCACACUCUCCCCACAGACACCCACUCCCCCAAAGACACCCUUUCCCUUGGCACUCCAGUGGAGACAGACCAUGAUUAUGUCAUCCCUGAGUAAAGGGUCACUUUGGGGGAACGGAAGAAUGUAUAUGGUCACUUCCUGUCCCAGUUAUGGACUUCCUGUGGCCUGA